Messenger RNA from Varroa destructor (honeybee mite), 4717 nucleotides. RefSeq names its product alpha-soluble NSF attachment protein pseudogene. The record is from RefSeq and is a predicted model, not a curated record. Lineage: Eukaryota; Metazoa; Arthropoda; Arachnida; Mesostigmata; Varroidae.
UCGUCAUGGAAUCGUCCUAGGAUCUUGGGUAUCAAGUGGCGAUUGUCGUGCGACAACAUUGUUACAUCUAUGGAGAUAAUAACUUUUGAGAAGAUAAGCAACCGAGCAGGUGACGCGGAAGGAAUUCGUUUUGCUUAGGAUCUGGUUGACUAGGCGUACUGCGCGAAUGAACCGCUUUACGAGCGAGCUUAACCUCUGAAAACGAACUCAGUCAGAUGCGUAUGAUUGUCAGCUGAGAUCUGUCAGAAUCACGCAACGAGCAACCGCAGGCUUGUCUAAAUUAAAGUGAGUGCGGAGAUGUAAACUGCUGUUGUGGGCUCUGGGCGGCGGGCGAUUCCACCUCGUCAAUUGCUAACUCCUUAGUACGAUCGGAUAGUGUGGAAUCGAUGGCGAUUGUUGGUGACUAAUUCGUCAACGUUCAGUCAGGUGAUACACGUGCGCUGGAUACCAAAUGAUUGUACCAGAUGGCGAACUCUGAGCAAAAAGCGAUACAGCUGUUGGCGGAAGCCGACAAGAAGCUCAAAUCGGCUCAAGGAUUCUUCGGGUCGAUGUUCAACGCCGAGUCGAAGAUCAUCGACGCGUGCGAACUGUAUACUAAGGCAGCGAAUUCGUUCAAGAUGGCAAAAAAAUGGUCGGCUUCUGGAUCAGCCUUUUGCAAAAGCGCCGAACUUCAGCUGAAGCUAUCCAACAAACAUGAGGCGGCCACCAACUAUGGAGAAGCUGCUAACUGUUACAAGAAGAGCGAGGCCCACAAGGCCGUCGAAUGUUUGCAAAAAGGCAAUGAAAUUUAUACAGAUAUGGGGCGCUUUACGAUGGCAGCGAAAAACCAUAUGAUUAUAGCCGAGAUCUACGAGAACGAGAUUGCCGACCUAGAUCGUGCUAUCUCACAUUACGAACAAGCAGCCGAUUAUUUCAAGGGCGAAGAAUCCUACAGUUCAGCAAACAAGUGCCUGCUACAGGUUGCCAGAUACUCGGCACAGAUGGACAAAUAUGAGAAGGCAAUCAAUAUCUUUGAGGAGGUGGGUAAAUCAGCCCUUGACUCAGCUUUACUCAAAUCGAGCGCAAAAGAGUACUUCUUUAAGGCGGCGUUAUGUCACCUGUGCAUCGACACGCUCAACGCAACCCAAGCGGUAGCAAAGUACAGCGAGAUCUUCCCCGCUUUCCAGGAUUCGCGCGAGUGUAAACUCAUUACGACGCUUGCUACCAAACUCGAGGAUCAGGAUUUGGACGGGUUUACGGCAGCUGUCGCCGAUUAUGAUGCCAUCUCACGAUUCGACCAAUGGUACACCGACAUCCUGCUCAAAAUAAAAAAAGUGCUGCAGGAGCAAAACGAUUUGUGCUAAAUUGAAAACGACAUAGCGUGAAUGACAACAACAACUGAGUUAACUCAAAAUGGCCGCGAUUCUAUUCGGAUAUGGUUAAAUUAUUGUUGCAGUGGGUGCAGCGAAGAUCCGCGAGCGCCCCAAGCCACCGCCUGGCGAGCAAAGAGAAACAUACAGAAAUCAUGGAAAAAGGUGUGGCACUACUUGUUAAAGGCAACAUGGUGUAACAUGGCGUGAAACGCAAAUAUUGAUGAUUGCUGGUAUCGAUGCUUGACGCCGUAACAGCGUGUUUGUUUCUUACAAGUUUUCUUCACCGAUCCAAUGUCAGUCGCAAAGGCAGAGUCAUGCAGACAGUGUACUCAGUUCAUACAUCUCGUGGUUUCAGUUCAAUCGCGAGAAAGGAAAGCAAGGCAAUCGAACGGAAAAAACUAGUAGCUAGGUGAAUAUCAACAGUCGAUCUCGGUUAUUAUUAAAUGGCGGCCUAUUCAAUUCUGUGUCGCUCAGUGCGUGUGAUGGAGAUGAACUGAAUGGUCAGUCGGCAUGAUUACAUGCAGUGGAAAAGUGUCACGUAUAUUACGACGAAUAGGUACAUCCAGUUAGCCAAAGUGGGUGAUGAUAGCGAUCGUUAAGGUUAUAGUAAAGUCGAAUAAUAGGCGAGAUGUCUGCUGAAAAGAAUCUCAUGUUAAAAGGAAUAAAAUGGCCACUAGAUGUCACCGGUUCCGAUUUGUGCUUUCUGGCUAAUAUCCUUAAUGUUUUAAGGUAACUAAGCGCAAAAGGACUUGGCAACUUAUGCUGUAAACCUUUUUGCUUCAUAUAUUUACGCACGAAAUGUGCAGAGGAAAAACUAUGAACACAAUCGUUCUUUGACCUCCAGUCAACCGUAGUGGAAUGGAAGAUAUGGUGUUGGCUUUCAAACGAAAAGGAUCUCGCGGAGAAGCUUCAUAUGAUCGGAAACGAAUUCGAUUGACCGGAAAAAAAUAGGUGGUUAAUUCAAUUCGAUCAAGCAAAUCGUGUCGAAGCGAGUUGCCUGUUCUGUUCUACUGACAAAAGAACAACAAAAUUGUAUUGGUGAUUCUAGAUUCAAGGUCACAUGGCUGGAACCCAUAUGUUUUAAACCAUUGCUCACUUGAGCUAGUUAUUAAACAGUAGCAAAGAAUUUGCUUUUUUUUGAAUAGCUGAUAAAACGUCGCCAAGCCUAAUGAAGACUGGGGCUCUAUGUGCCGUCGGCGAUUACGUCGACUGGAUGUAGCAGCGAUGUAAAAAACCCAUUGGCUAAAUUCUUUAUGGAGAAAACGAAAGAACGUUCGUAUAUAUAUAUAUAUAUAGGAAAACGCUUAUUUUGUACGAAGUGUUUGCUUCUGAUGCAAUAUUCACAGCGUUUAAUGGAACGAAAAAAACACAGGUGGAGCAAAAGCCGCUUUACAAAAGAGUGAAUCCACGUGAUAAAAAAAUGGAGUAUAACCUCUAAAAAAAAUCAUAUAAACUAAACACGCUGCCACAUCUCUAAAAAGCUCGUCCUCAGUUAACGAAAAUUGAUCUCAAAGCUAUACUUCUGCAAUUUAUCGGUUUGUUAUUAUCCUUAUCUGAUUUCUUGAGCUGUUUUUCGUGUUUCACGUCCGAUACUUAGGUCAUUAGGCACUGUUUCAGAUUGGUUCCUCCAGCACAAAACGAAGUGUCGACGCGCGGAUUCAAACUUAGACCACUCCUCACAACUUAAGCUUAACAGGCAAACAUGUUAGCUAUUGCGAUGCCGAUACCGAUAAACUGUCGGAUAAACCUUCUCAUUUCUAGCAACUAGUUGCUGCGAUUUGACACACGCAAAUGGGGAAUUUUAAUUGUAAAAUGUUUUUUUUUCAUUGCUCUUGUAUCAGUUGCUACUUGAAUGUACGGCAAAUAAACUAAUUGUUUUGACGAAUAUAGAGAAAAACAUAGUAAUGAGUGGCUCGUGCUGUGUUCCAUUACGGGACGCUAAAUAUCAUCGUGUUUUGUUUUAUACAAAAAAUAAAUUACCCGGGUUUGGGAUAGCGGGCAUACAGCUUUGUCGGAGCUUCUUUCCGCGUCCAUCGCCACUAUUACAUCAGAGCCAUGAAUUACGUUUUCUUGGACUAUUACGAUAAGAAUCAUUAGCUUGGCAUUGCUGUCCAUGCGUGACGAUUGUCUCGAAAAUAGAAUCAACAAGUGCAAUAGAGAAAAAAAUUAAACAACCAGCAGCUGUGAAGAAUUCUAUUCCGCCUGUUUAAUGCUAUGGGUUUAACUUGAGUGGUUUUAUAUACUAUUGUCAUAUUACUGUUGUACAUUGUUAUACGUAGAUGACAUCAGAUAAGAAACAUAUAUAUAUAUAUAUAUAUAUAUAUAUAUAUAUAUAUAUAUAUAUAUAUCGCCGUUGUUUUAGACGUUAACCCAGCCAAAGGGUGUAAUACGGCAGGCUUCUUUGGGCGGCUUUUACUAAUCACACGCGUCAUGCAAAAGGUGAUAAUGAAUAUUAUAAGGACACAGCGUAUGGAAAAACGUAAAUUUUACGCAAUUAUUUAAAAAUAGAGAGACGAAAAGGCGAAUGCCGCAGUUAGAAAAAGAGGAAUAAAAGGGAGAAAUAGCCGAGAAUGAUUAGUGGGUAAUGAUAAUCACUUCUUGGGAGGGGCUGUUGGUACGAGGAAUGGAUGAAACUAAGCUAAGUAAAGAUAAUGGUAAGAACAUUACUAACAGACAACUAUGACACACUAACAACGGCAUGAGCUGCGAUAAGAGUUCGCGAAAUCAUUCGACGUCAUGACGAACAUCAACAUCAUAGAUCGAGGCUAAGCAUGAUUAUUGGAGGGUUAUAGAAGAUCACCAUUCUGAGUAGAAAAAUAAUAUUAUUGAGACACAGUACACUAUGAGAUAUAAUAAUAACGAGAUCGGCGAAAGAAGCUAAGAAUAACGAUUCAUAAAACGACGAAAGUGUGGAUUAACGAAAACAAAUCGCAACAAAUCGAGAUGACGAUUAUGGGAAAAAUCAAUGUCAUAUAUCGAAGACAAAACACAUUUUAUUUCGCUAUUACGACACGUUACCAAAAUACGUUAUAUUUUUAUUGCUGUUUUUAGUAUCAUAUUACUAUUAUUACAGGAGUACAGAUGCUGAUGAUCAUAUUGUACUAAUGUACUAAGGAGAGAUAACGAUUACUCUAAUAGUAAUAACAGAAAAUGUUCAUAUUAUGUAAGAAGCCAAUAGGAUUAUUUACAAAUAGUGUAGCGUAACACUAUAUUAACAUAAUUGUAACAAUAAGAAUAAUGAUGAUAGUUAAUGAUGAUGCACUCUUGUAUAUUCUGUUUUACCAGUGCUUAGUUAUCAUAAUACGGUGACGAUGAAUAAGAAUAAAGGAUUCUAACAAUAGCAAUUAUUACUGCUGUUAACCCGA